AUGGUUGACCUCGUUCAAAUCUUCGGCCGCGUUAAAGACUUCCAUCAAGAGCUAGCAGAAGGAUUGAUCGGCGACUUUGGGACCGAAAUCACUACUUGCAGAUUGAAGAAGAGAUUUGACGAUUUCACUCGUCUCAAGCUGCCACAUAGACACCACUACAACCCACAAACUCUCAAAUCCCAUGCUGCUGCCGGCCUUGGGGGAACUUUUGUGGCUCUUCAUCUUGGCUAUCAUCACUAUGCCACACUGCUUUACUUUCCCUACCUCGACCCACAGCUUGCCCAAAUACCAGGCCGAUCUGGCUAUGUUGAUCUCUGCAAGAGUCAUGCUGCAUCCUUUAGCGACUUGCUGAGGACCUCACAUGAAAUACCCAAUUGCGAAGCUGUGUACCUCAUUGUGGCUCAUAUGACGGUCGUUUCAUCGUCCGUUCUACUUCAUACGCUUUUGUUUGGCGAAGAAGACGAACUAUCCGAAGCUAGAAGACGACUUUACUCGAAUUUUGAGAUACUCUUAAAGUUGAAAGAAUACUGGCCAGGAGCUGACCUCAUGGUGGAACGUCUGUUCACGUUUCAAAAAGUGUGCAUGCGCUCCAUGGACAAAACAUAUGCCGUAGAUAGAUGGAUUGUCAAAUUUAUUCUUCAACAUGCAUUGCCCAUCGAUGGUGAAGGGGCUACACCCACUCUCUCGGACCUGGAAGAACGAGGCAAGGUCGCAAAUGAUGCACUGUCGAUGCUUCGUCCGGUGCUUUUCCAGGAGCAAUCCAUGAACACAACCAGCGCAAGUGGCUCCCAGGGUUGGUCUCAUUUCCUGCCGCAAUCUCCUCCAGCGUCGGACCCUUAG
Molecule: messenger RNA, 840 nt
Organism: Penicillium maclennaniae
Lineage: Eukaryota; Fungi; Ascomycota; Eurotiomycetes; Eurotiales; Aspergillaceae
Product: fungal specific transcription factor domain-containing protein
Exons: 3
Coding region: 1-840 (279 amino acids)
Cellular component (GO): nucleus
Source: RefSeq, a predicted model, not a curated record